This is a messenger RNA of Arachis stenosperma, 1229 nucleotides long. RefSeq names its product ethylene-responsive transcription factor LEP. The record is from RefSeq and is a predicted model, not a curated record. The coding region runs from base 163 to 1011 and encodes 282 amino acids. The transcript has a single exon. Gene Ontology annotation, molecular function: DNA binding; DNA-binding transcription factor activity. Lineage: Eukaryota; Viridiplantae; Streptophyta; Magnoliopsida; Fabales; Fabaceae. Gene Ontology annotation, biological process: regulation of DNA-templated transcription.
AAAACCAAAAACGAAAGUGUAAGGAACCAUCUCAUCAACCUCGACUUACAACUUACAACACAUUCCUUUUUUUUCUCUUCUUUCUUUUCUGCAUGCCAAAACCGAACUAGAAUUUUCGGUGUUGAGAUAAUAUAAUCCUUUUCCAUACACUAACUAUAUCCGAUGAAUACUUUUACGUCGUCAUCGUCGCAGUCGCCAAGGUCAAAAAAGAAGCAAACUAAGCCCGCGGCGCAGCCGCAAGAGCAGCAGCAACACGAGACAGCAUGGGGAGGAAGGUACCUCGGGGUGAGGAGGAGGCCAUGGGGGAGGUAUGCGGCGGAGAUUCGCGACCCUUCCACUAAGGAAAGGCAUUGGUUGGGCACGUUUGACACUGCAGAAGAAGCUGCCCUGGCAUAUGACAGGGCAGCUCGCACCAUGCGUGGCUCACGUGCCCGAACCAACUUCGUCUACCCGGACACUCCUCCAGGCCUAUCCGUCACCCCAAUCUUGUCACCCGACCAACUCCAUCCCCAAACUUAUAACCACCACAACCAUGUCCAUGACUUGUCCUCAAUCUUCACCUCUAACUCCACUUCCACUCAUCAACAGCUCGACUCAGAUCCAACUCUAGACCCAGUUACGUUGUUGGUUGGCGCCAACAACAAUUGGAGCUAUAAUAAUACCUACGGCUAUAGCGGUGGCGAUCACCAAAACAGUAGCAACGACGGUUACUACAACGGUACUAGCUAUGCCGACCAAGGUUGUCCGAAUUUGGGGCACGUUUUUGUUGAAGAGGGUGGAACUAGCAAUAGUAGUGCUUCCACAGUUGAGCUACCUCCAUUGCCACCUGAUAUCACAAGCUCCAUUGGUUAUAAUAAUAUGGAUAAUCAUGAUCAUGGUUUUGAUUAUUAUCACAAUAUGACUACUGGGGAUUAUGUUCAAAGUCCAAUGUUCAAUGCAAUGCCAACGGUUUCGGAGAAUGUGGCUGGAGCUGAGGGUUUUGAAUUGGGGGGCUCCUCUUAUUUCUUCUGAUCAUCUUGAUAAGUUAAAUAAUAUUAUUGUUGUUGUUACAUUAUUAAGUCAAGGGUCCUGUAUGUGUUAGUGCAUUAUGUAGAUGCUAGUUUUUUAAUUUAUGCCGUUAAUUAUUGUAAUGUUUGUGUGUGAAAGAGAGAGGGUACUAUAUUGGUUUGUUGUUGUUCUCGGAGAAAGACAUUUUCUUGUGUUUUUCAUCCGUGUCGUUGAAUUGUGUG